AUGGCGAAACGAAAGCGCAACAACGUGCAGACGAAUGCUGUGAAGAAACAGACCCUCAGCCUCCCGAGUCCACCCCAAGAUGCAAACCCCCUGGAACCAGCGAGUGUACACUCAGUCAUCUCAUCUGAAGAGAUUGAGGUCGCCGUGGAAACUCUCCAAAUGCUUUCGGAGCAUCCGCUCUUGAUCAAGUCAAAAGCGUGCAAAGAGCUUAGGACGGCUGUGUAUGACUUUCGUCAAGCAUGCACCACUGGCCUCAACUCAGCUGAGGGCAGCAACCUCACUGCACGCAUCUCAGCAGCGCUCACAGAUGCCAAAUAUAUGGAGGCGCUCAUCUUACUGGCAGAGAUGCGCAUUAGAAAAGACACACCAACACUGGGUGCCCUUUGUCGCUGGGUGCGCACUCUAGACGUAGUCUCUGGGCUCUCAAUUCACGUGCAAGUGCCUAGUCAGAAUGUGGUUGGUACUAAUGCGCAGAACGAUGAGUUGAUUCGGGUGUUGGACUCUAUACUAAGGGUCACUGGACCAACUGAUACAACAUCCCAUGGAGUAGGCGUCGCAUCAGGCAUCUCACUACAAGAUACGUGGGAUCUACGAAGCACCAGUAACCCGACUCGUCAGACACGUCGCAGAAUUGAGGACAAGUCAAUCUUCAAAUCAUGCUCUCCGGACCUCAAAGAUCGAUUCCGCAUUAUCGAAACCACACCCGGACUUCAGCGCAAACCGCCGAACCUUCAUCCAGCCAUCUUGUACGCAUCGCAAGAUGAUACUGUACUACUUGGCAAAGGCCCGAAAACGGAAUGCUUUAAGCACCCAAUUGUACCCAACCUCCGCCUCAUCAAAGACGUACUAUCUCCUGAGGAGUGCUCCGCAAUCAUCGCAGCAGGGGAGACUAUAGAAUUCAUCCCAGAUGCACCCAUGCGACCGCAAGGCGAAGAUACGAGCGUGCUUGCACACAAUUUCUACUGGAUCGUCGACCAAGCUUUCCACGACAGGCUCUGGGAUAGAGUCAAGGCUUUUGUACCAGAGAAUGUGGCUGGCAAACAAGUACGCGGCAUCAACCGACGUUUCAGAGUAUACAGAUAUGUGCCUGGCGCCGAGUAUCGUUGUCACAUCGAUGGCGCAUGGCCACCGUCUGGAAUCAACCCUGAGACAGACGCUUAUCAAUACGAUGCCUCGCCUCCCAACGCUCGCCAAUCUUCGCUAUUCACGUUCCUUAUUUACCUCAACGACGAGUUCAAGGGCGGCGAGACGACGUUCUUCAUCCCGAGUGUAAAGGAAGGUGUCAUCAACGCGUAUCCGGUUAAACCAAUCAUGGGCAGUGUGGCUGUGUUUCCGCACGGUGAGGCUCAAGGUGCGUUGCUGCAUGAGGGAACGGGUGUGGUGGAAGGUGCCAAGUAUGUGAUUAGGACAGAUGUCGAGUAUGAUGUUGAUGCCACGGUCUGAAGACAUGGCUCUUGUUUGUAAUCGGAAAGAAAAGUGUAUAUCAAGUGGCGUUAUUACGGCAAGCCAAUGCGAUGCAAAUCUUAGAUAUAGUACUGUUCUACCUACGCGGCUACAUUACCAAAA
Molecule: messenger RNA, 1566 nt
Organism: Pyrenophora tritici-repentis Pt-1C-BFP
Lineage: Eukaryota; Fungi; Ascomycota; Dothideomycetes; Pleosporales; Pleosporaceae
Product: prolyl 4-hydroxylase
Biological process (GO): peptidyl-proline hydroxylation to 4-hydroxy-L-proline
Cellular component (GO): endoplasmic reticulum
Molecular function (GO): procollagen-proline 4-dioxygenase activity; L-ascorbic acid binding; iron ion binding
Source: RefSeq, a predicted model, not a curated record